Messenger RNA from Guillardia theta CCMP2712, 4354 nucleotides. RefSeq lists its product as hypothetical. Gene Ontology annotation, molecular function: adenylate cyclase inhibiting G protein-coupled glutamate receptor activity. The transcript is spliced from 6 exons. NCBI's taxonomy places the organism in Eukaryota, Cryptophyceae, Pyrenomonadales, Geminigeraceae. Gene Ontology annotation, cellular component: membrane. The record is from RefSeq and is a predicted model, not a curated record. Gene Ontology annotation, biological process: G protein-coupled receptor signaling pathway. The coding region runs from base 287 to 4354 and encodes 1355 amino acids.
CAUCAAGGUUUGACGGGAGGGGAAGCGAAGGGGAGGGAAGUGAGAGGAAGUGAAGUGAAGUGAAGGGCGACAGAGGGCGGCCAAGGUUGUUGGACCCACAGGACAUGCCGAGAGGUAUGAGUGAUAACGUUCAACGCAUGUGUAUCGGCCUGUCCCGACGAAUCUCCGACCCUGACAGGCAAAACCAUGUCAACAUGCUAUAGAAUGAGGAGACACGUGACUCCCUGUCACACUUCGCUUUGCUGAGUCUGUCUGGUAUUAUCGAUCCUGGAGAUCACCUCGGGGGAUGAGAUCGGAACAUUUCGGUGGUCGUUUCCCCGGUGCUGUUACGGCAGGUGCCAGCGUGCCAAGUGAGAUAUCGAUAGGGGGACUGUUCGUAGUCGAAUGGUCCUCGUCCUACUGGGAGCGGUACAUCGCAGCUGCAGCGCAAGCAGCCGUUGAGAUCAUCAACGAGAGGAACUUCCUGCAUGGCAGCCGACUGAAACUGUACAUCGCCGACAUGUCCAUCACGCGGUCGAUGAGCCCCAACGUCCUCAUCUCGCCUUCCAGUUUCAACCAACUGCUGGAGGGCUCCAUGGUGGAUGCCCUGGACUACACGCACGCUCAGAAGUUUGCUGCUCUGAUCGGCCCCGGCUACAGCUCAGAGGCCGUCAGCUUGAGCCCCUGGCUGUAUCAACAGGAUCUUCUCAGUGUCCUUGUAAGCGCUACAAGUCCUGUGUUCUCCAAUCGAACAAGAUUCCCGGACUACGCCAGGAUUUGUCCUCCUGACUCGUACCAGGGCUGGGCGAUCGCGGACCUGAUGCAAUCGUUGAAGUUCAAGUCUUGCCAGAUCCUGAGCUGUGCAGACGUCUAUUGCGCCGGCCUCACCAGCGUUUUCGUGCAGCACGCCAAAGCGAAGGGAAUUCGCUUCACUCAAAAUGUGUGGAGCUAUGUAGAUCAGACGUCUGUGGCGGCAAACUUGCAGGCGAUAGUUGCUGACUGUGUAGCUCCUAACGUCUUUGUGCUUCUCAUGACGGACGUGCAAGCUAAGGUUGUGUUUGCUGCGGCGAAGCAACUGAACCUGCUGGAUAGACUGGUAUGGAUAGGAAGCGAGGGAGUGAGCAGCUUGCUUCCUUCAGAGUUGCCUGGCAACUACAUCGGGCUGAGAAUGGCUUGGAAUGAAAGCAGCCAGAGCAUCAGCGACCUCAAGACGUUGUGGUCUCGCAAGCCCAUCCAGUUCUCUAGCGCAGCCUAUGGUAACGUGAGCAUGCCAGACCAAAGCAUGUGGCGGAGCUACUCUUAUCUGCCUCUGGCUUACGAUGCCGUGUUCGCUCUAGCUUACGCCUUCCAGGCCAUGAUCGAGCGAAACGAGUCGAUCUACAACACCUCAGCUCUGGAGAACGCCCUGCUUGACGUCAAGUUCGAAGGCGCUUCGGGUUACGUCUCCUUCGCCUCCAACUUGGGGCCCAAAGUGGGCAGGUAUGACGUGGUCUAUCAAUCUGUUGCCCGAAACUUCUCCAUCGUUGGGAAAUGGAGCAGCGCAGGAGGAUUCAGCUCGUUGGAGAACUUGAAUCUUGCAAGAGAUGGUGCUCUGGGGGUCUGCCAAGGGAUCGUCCUGGGAGGGAUGUUCGUGGAGAACUGGAACCCCGGGUACAAGGACGAGGACGCCGCAUCGGCAGCACGGAUAGCGACCAUGAUGAUCAAUCAAGAUCCUACUCUGCUGCCAGGGAUCACCGUCAGCAUGGUCAUCGGCGACACUUCGGCUGUUCGCGCGAUCUCUCAGAACGGUUUCCUGUCGGCGGCUCAGUUCAACAUUGUGAAGCAGGAGGCUCUCGCUGCCAUCGCCGAGGAUCUUCACUCCAAGGGGGUGACGGCGGUUGUUGGCCCAGGCUUCAGCUCUGAAUCCAUCCUCGUCUUGCCCUCCCUCAACAGUCUGGGGAUGGUCGAGGUGAGCUUCAGCGCCACCAGCGCCGACCUCUCGAACAAGCAGCUCUACCCCAACUUCGCGCGCACUUGCCCCCCCGACGACCUGCAGGGUCGAGCCAUCGCUGACGUCCUGGCACAUUUCAAGUGGACGAAAUGUCAGCUGAUCGGCUGCGUUGACGUCUACUGCACGGGGCUGGCACGGACGUUCCUGCAGCGGAGCAAGGAGCUGAACAUCGAGGUGGAGCAGGUUCACUUCUGGGAGUUCAACAAUCCCUCGGGGACGCAGGCGCUGAUCAAGACCAUCUACGAGAACUGCAGCAACUCGCGGCUCUUCGUGCUGGCCAUGCACGACCACGACGCCCUGGAGAUCUUUCAGGCUGCCGACACCAUCGGGGCUACCGGCAACAUCGUGUGGAUGGGGAGCGAGUCGGUCACGUCCAUCAGCUCGGGGCUGCCCUACGGCUAUCUGGGGAUGAAGAUUGGGUUCAACCACACCAACUCUCACUUCAACAGGUUGCAAACCUUGUGGGAGAGCCUGAGCCCCUCCGAGUACCCGGGGGUCGACAAGCUGCUGACCAACCCCUACCUCGUCCUCUCCUACGACGCCACCUUUGCCAUAGCCCGCGCGUUCGACGCCAUGAUCCGUAACGGAGUCUCCAUCUUCAACGUCUCCGCCGUUGUCGAGACCAUAGGGGCCCUGACGUUCGAAGGCGCUUCAGGGAAGGUCAGCUUUGACAAGAACCUCGACCCGAGCUACGCCAAGUAUGACCUCGUCAACCAGCAGGCCAACGCGACCGUCUCCAUCGCACGGUGGGAGGCCGGGAGUAUCACCCACUUGGUCAUGUUGGACCAGCCGACUGACUGGCUGGACGUGGCGGUGACGUGGCCGGGGCCUAGCGGAAGGGACGUGAUGCCCGUGUGCAAGUCAGCGAACCAGUCGUCUUCUCAGCUCCUGCUAAAGGUUCUGCUGUCUGUCUGCCUCUCCCUCCUUGUUGUCUUCGCAAUCGCCAUGCUCCUCUGGUGCUACCUGUGCAGACCAGUGCGGACGGAGGACGAGGACGGGGAGGUGAUCAAGAUGAUCAACAAGAUCCGGUCGGAGUUGAAGAUCACGAUCAAGGACGGGUUUCUCACGAGCAGGGAGGCGAACACCAGGAGGUACAGGUUGUCAAAGGGCCGCAUGAAGGUCAUCGACUAUCGCUUCCUUGUCAACACCGCCAGGUUCGCGCUGAUGAAGGAGUUCGAGACGAAGCACGUCAACGGUUUCUGCAACUGGUUGAGGAAUCAGGCGUCUGUCAGCCUCCCCUUUGCCGAGUCUCACCGCGUUCUCAUCGGAGAGGUUCACUCCAGCUUCCAUGACGUCAACCAAGCCGCCGGCAGCUUCGCCACCUCGCAGCAAGAGCGCUACCACCGCCUGGGCGACUUCGUGAUCAGCACGUGCGAAGCGAUGCUGUCGCCCGGGAGCUCUGCGUGUGACCCGACGAUUGAGGAGAGCGACGAGUUCGAGGCGAGGUUCGGCUACUUCCUGGACAAGACGACGAGGAUCAACCUGUGGAACGACGAGGAGCUCAAUCUCUUUGCCAAGCUCAAGGUUGCCAUCGCCAAGCACAUGGCGCUGCUGGGGCGAGACUGCCAAGAUCGCUUCGACGAGAUGAAGAAGGAGGAAGCAGGCCACGUCUUGACCUCCUUCCGGGACUCGCAGGAGCCGCCCAGGAGGUUCUCUCCCUACAAGCAAUCGGAUGCUGAGGUGCUCGCCAUCCGCCUGCACGAGGAGGACUCGCGCGACGCCUCCUACCAGGACGAGAUCAAGAUGAUUCAGAUCUCCCCCACAGGCAUCCGCGUACACAACGAGGAAGUGUUUGUGGCGCAGCUGCACUUGCGGGCGAAGCUGAUGAAUCACGCCUUCCAGAAGAAGGUCCUGCAGGUCGUGCAGUCCCACGAGUCGCCCUCGGGGAGGGAGAGCCUGGACAAGGAGUCGCAGGGGGCGAGCGAAGAGCUGAUCCCCUCCUCCUCCGACCACAGCACCUUCUGCGCUGACUUCGAGGAGUACGGCAACGACCUGCUGCAGCGCAAGAUCUCGGUGGACUGUCAGUUCGAGGACGGGGUGAGGAGGGUUGAGAUCUGCUUCGCUCCCGUCAAGUCAAAGGCGAGGAUCAGUCAGAAGCUCCUCAAGUAUGCAGACCCUCAGCUGCAGUGCGUUUGGCCCUACAGCGGCUACAUCCUCGACCCCGUGCGGCUGUCGGUGAUCGUCGACGGGCCCAAGAAAAUCCUCGAGGUCUUCAAGUGGUUCGACAGCCUGGACGCCUCCUCAGGCAUCUCGGUUUUCCGUGUCAAGAACAAGUUCAUGUCAAGCGAGUCGGAGGAUGGCUACCGUGCCCUGACCAUCUGUGUUCUUUUCUUCCACGAGCUGCGGGAUGCGAAUCGGGGGGGGGGAUUCAAGUGCAUGACAUGA